This is a messenger RNA of Ooceraea biroi (clonal raider ant), 2173 nucleotides long. RefSeq names its product translocase of outer membrane 70 (gene Tom70). Gene Ontology annotation, molecular function: transmembrane protein transporter activity; protein binding. Lineage: Eukaryota; Metazoa; Arthropoda; Insecta; Hymenoptera; Formicidae. Gene Ontology annotation, biological process: protein insertion into mitochondrial inner membrane; protein import into mitochondrial matrix. Gene Ontology annotation, cellular component: mitochondrial outer membrane. The record is from RefSeq and is a predicted model, not a curated record.
UUUCCAUUUAUGCGCUAAAGCUACUUUUAACCACAUAUGUGUCAAAAAGACACAUAUGUGUGUACAGGACGACGGUUUUUCAAAUUCCGCGAUUUUUUCUUGAGACUGAUAGAGACUGUGAUACAUCAGAGUGAUCUCUUACUAGAGUGAUGAAAGAUUGUCGAUAAAAAUCGUCGGUACUUGAGACAGCACUUGUGUUGUACUCGUUGGUUAACGCGUGUGCCACGUGAUCACCGGUCGUACGUGAUCUCUCGUGCUUUUGUAGUCUCGUCGGUGAGAUUUGCGAUUGUGCCAUCGUCGUUCUCGUUACCGUCGUGCUGCCAGUGCUGCAUCGUGACCGCUGCUGCAUUCGCGCGAAUACAGAAUCCGGGAACUAACCUACAAAGAAAUGUCUACUAGCAGCUCGCUGCCGAAAUGGCAACUCGCCCUGGUGGUCGGGGCACCGGUCGCCAUCGGUCUCAGCUACAUGUAUUACAGAAACAGAAAAGGCAGCGGCACGAUUUCGGACAAACGGGGCAAUCAUAAAACUAGGCAGGAUACGAACGCCAACAAGUCACGCUCCAUCGAUGACGACGCAUCUUCUGCGAAUAACUCGCAGAAUCAAUCAUGUAAAUCAGAAAUGUAUUAUAAGAACGAAGGAAAUAAACAAUUUAAAAUGGGAAAUUACAAAGAGGCUAUAUUGCAAUAUGAGAAAGCAAUAGAAGUAUGUCCAAAGACGCGUAACAAGGAUAUGGCAAUUUUUUAUCAAAAUAAAGCAGCUGCCUAUGAACAAUUGAAAGAUUAUGCCACUGUAAAGCAAGAUUGUACGAUAGCAUUAGAAUUAUAUCCAGAAUAUACAAAAGCUUUAAUACGCCGGGCACGAGCUUUAGAAAAAUUGGGAGAAUUGGAAGAGGCCCUGAUCGAUGUCAACCUCGCAUGCCUUUUCGAAAGCUACAGUAAUCCAUCAUCGCUUUUACUGGCAGAUAAAAUUUUGGAACAGCUUGGGAAGCAACAUGCUGAGGCAGACAUGCAAAACAGAAAGUUCGUAUUGCCGAGCAAACAUUUCCUCAGGAGUCACUUGGCAUCGUUUACUAAGGAUCCAAUAUUUUCUAGAAUAAAGCAUAUAGACGCGGAAGAUACACCGCAAUUCUUCAAGAGACCGUUAAAAGCGUUGCAGAACGAAGACUAUGAAUCAAUAAAGUCGAUAUGCACUGAUAUCGUUAACAGUAACGAGUUCUCUACGUUACCGUCGUCUAAGAUGGAAAUAGUAUUGUUACAAGCUACGUUUGACAUAUUGUUGGGUCAAUACGAUUCCGCGCUCAAAGCUUUCAGUUCCAUAUUGGAAAGCAAGGACUCGUCCAAAGAUGUGAAAAUCAACGCUUUAAUCAAAAGAGCAAGCCUACACACGCAACUCAACUGUUCGGAGAAGGCUUUCAGUGACUUUGACGAAGCUAUUAAAAUUGAUGAAGAAUGUGCUGAUAUUUAUCUGCACAGAGGACAGGUGUAUUUACUUGAAAAUCGUAUGGAUGCAGCUAAGAGGGACUUUGACAAGGCGAUUCUUUAUAAUCCUGAUUUUACUGCGGCAUUCGUGAAAAAAUAUUACACGGAAUAUCGCCUUUUAAUUGAGGAAAAGCACAUUCAUCGAAUCGAAGAAUUUGUGACGGACGUUGAGAGGCAGUGCGAAAAGUUCCCGGAUCACGCUGAAUGUGAUAUGUUAUACGCUCAGAUAAUGUCGGAUAUAGGUAACUACGACAAGGCAGAAGCGUAUCUUGAAAGAGCACUGAAAAAAGAUCCAGACAAUGUAGCCAUUUAUGUGCACAGAGGUUUAAUACAUUUGCAGAAGACCUCUAGUACCGAUAAAACUGUGGAAUAUAUUAAGAAAGCCAUACAAUUAGAUGCGAAAUGCGAGUUUGCAUAUGAAACAUUAGCAACCAUCGAAGUACAAAGGGGGAACUUGGAAGACGCAAUACGAUUAUUUGAUGAAGCUCUGCGUUUGGCUCAUACAUCCCAACAACUCGUACAUUUAUAUAGCUUAAAGAAUGCCGCAAAAGCACAGCUCACUAUAAAGAAUAGAUAUAUGAAGUAGAACGCCAUUUAGGCGAUCAGCCGAACUGUGCCUCCUUCCGAAACGGAUAUGUCCUAAAUUAUCGAAAAAUUACAAAUAAAGAAGUACAUCGUUACCAAUUCCAAAGAA